This is a messenger RNA of Populus trichocarpa (black cottonwood), 1676 nucleotides long. RefSeq lists its product as uncharacterized. The coding region runs from base 67 to 1359 and encodes 430 amino acids. The record is from RefSeq and is a predicted model, not a curated record. The transcript is spliced from 4 exons. Lineage: Eukaryota; Viridiplantae; Streptophyta; Magnoliopsida; Malpighiales; Salicaceae. Gene Ontology annotation, molecular function: RNA binding.
AUAUGUAUGAGAUAAUAGAUAUGAUAGCAAAACUAUCAGCAUAGGAGGAGGAGGGAGGAGAAGGAAAUGUCGAGGAUGGUGAUGGGCUUGGGCAACCCAGUGUCUUCCAUCCAUUCUUCUUACUGUGUUUUAAUCCCAAGAAAUCCGAACAAAGCUCUUCACACCCAACAUCCAGUCUUCAAAAUCAAUCACGCCCAUCUUUCUCAUUUCCACUAUAAAACUUCUGCUACUAGUUUUACGUCUUGUCGUCUACAUGCUCGACGAAAGGAAAGCAUUGCUCCUCCAGCUGUCGUGAGCGAUCUCGAUGAUGAAUAUGAUGGUUUUGACGAUGAUGAGCUUGAUUAUGACGAUAAAGAUGAAGAUGAAGAAGAGUUUAUGCCAUUUGGGAAGAUGAAGAAGUGGCUUGAGACAAGACCACGUGGGUUUGGCGGGAGCAAAGUUUAUGAUACUCGUGUUGAAGACAAGCUGCUUGAAGAAAUUGAGCAGAGCAGACUUGCUCAGGCUGCUAAUAUUAAUAACCUCAAAUAUCCUAAUCCUGCUGCACCCAACAAGACUCACCAUCAAGCUAAGAAUGCACCCGAUGUUAUUCCAACUGGCAUUCGUGUGCAUGUCAUCAACCUUCCGAAGAAGAAGAACAUCCACAGAGAUUUGAAAACAGCUUUUAAGGAUGUUCAAGGUAUUAUUAAUAUAAUCCCAGCUGUUUCUGGAAACAAGAAGACAAAAGAUCCUAUUUGCAAGGGCUUUGCUUUUGUUGAUUUCAAGUCGGAGGAGGAUGCUGCUAGGUUUGUGCAACAAUUUUCUAAGCAAAGUAUAGCAUUUGGCAAGAUUCAGAAGCAGAUAAAAUGUGAGAUGAAAAAAUCAAGCUCUUUAUCGUCUUCUGAUGAUGAGUCAGCUGGCAGCUUCGCCUCUGACAUAUCUAAAUCUGAUGGCAUGGAUGAUUCUUUUGAUGAUCCCCUAUUGAUGAAUUCUGUCACAGAAGGAGAGAGAAAUGCUGAUUUCAAAAUGGAUGAUUCUUUCCUUGAAGAAACAGUCUCUGACAUAUUUGAAUCUGAUGACCUGGAUGAGGAGCUAGAAGAUAUAACAGAGAACGUGGAAUCUGUAAGCAAAUCAGACUUGAGCAGUUAUGAUAGUUCAGAACCAAGGAUGGAAGCAGCUACUGAUUCACUUUCCCCAAAGAAACAACAUAAAAAACGGGCUUCUAAGAAAAAGAUAAUAGCAAAGGGAGGGGCAAAGAAGGUUCCGAAGUUGGCCAUCCCAGGGUCUGCAAAGAGGUUGAGGAUAAAGGAGAAGGCAGUGCUAACAGAUGUGUUCACUAAAUAUGGAUUGAAAACUACUGCGGCUUCAGCGAAAGAGAGUUGAGCUAUGGUAUUUCCAUUAUUCAAACUGCAAUGCGGAGUUCGGUAGCUUCAUUAGCAGUCUGUUGUAAUUUGUGUUCUUCUGACGCCUUUCUAGUUCAUCUGGAACACUAAAUCUUCGAAAUCAGUCAACUUUUCUGGUCGUAUUAUCCCAGCCUUUUCAUGGCUUCACGCAUUACAUUUUUGGGUUGGAAAGAACUAGGUUAGAAAGAAUUAAGAGUUUUUAGUGUAACUUUCAAAACUUGUCUCUGUAAUAUGAAGUGUUACUAGUGGCUCUAUGGCAUUCACCGUUUCAAAUAUAUUGUAAGAUUUUCUUUGCUC